Molecule: messenger RNA, 5837 nt
Organism: Synchiropus splendidus (mandarinfish)
Lineage: Eukaryota; Metazoa; Chordata; Actinopteri; Syngnathiformes; Callionymidae
Gene: arhgef5
Product: Rho guanine nucleotide exchange factor (GEF) 5
Exons: 15
Coding region: 577-5424 (1615 amino acids)
Biological process (GO): activation of GTPase activity; intracellular signal transduction
Cellular component (GO): cytoplasm; nucleus
Molecular function (GO): guanyl-nucleotide exchange factor activity; protein binding
Source: RefSeq, a predicted model, not a curated record
GUGUGAGUGUGAGACACACCCGGCUACUUCAUGUCAGCCAAUGGCAGCUCAGAGUCACAGACACCAAGGAGGUGUACUUCCUGUGUUUCCAGAAAGAAGAAUGGGGCAGGACUCUUGAUCGAGCCAAGUGGUUUCUCUAGAUGAGUUUCAUAUGGUUUACUCACGCUGUGGACGGGAAGCAAACGGACAGCGGUAGUGGACACGUUGAGGAGUGAUUUAUUAGAGCUGUGGAGGAGCAGACAGGACAGGAGAGAGUAGGAGGAGGAGGAAUAGAAGGAGGAGGAGGAGAGAUAAGUGUCAAUCUGUUGAGACUUGUUUGGGAAUUUGAGGAAGGAGGAGACGUGUGGAGAGACUUAGUCAGGGCUGAAGGCGUAAACAUUGUAUUUUAACUUGGACUUAAGAGAAAAAAAACAGUGGACAAGUUUUCUUGGCAGCCAUUAUGAUCGUGGUGUCAGCCGGACAAUGCAAAAGCUACUUUCUGGUGUGUUGUGCAAUCUCAUGUUUCUGAGCUGAGCUGGCCCGGGGGAGACCAGCUCUCCCACAACUUAACAUUCAGGUGCUACAAAUAAUGGUACGAUGGGAACCAAAAGACCCAGCGGCUCCAUUUUUGACAGUCUAUCUGGCAUGAUUAUGUCAGAUCGUAAACAUCAGCCGACGGGAAAAACCUCCAGGGAUCCAAGUCCUCGGUUAGGAAUGACUGAGCGAGAUCGCCGUCGAGAAGAAGAGUGGCAAAGGGAUCAAGAAAUGGACAAACGUAGAGAUAAAGCCAGAUACAAAGACUCAUUGGAUCCACGGGACAGAGCCUAUGAAAGAGAUGGAGCACCUGUACCCAGAAUGAGAGAGGAAGACCCGGCAAGAUUUCGUGAGGGAGAACGAAGCAGGAACGGGCGGCCGUGGUCAAACGUUGCAGUGGAACCUAACAGAGAACAUGAGUUUAAAAAGUGUGAUACUUUUCCGAGAAUGAGAAAAAGCACCCCAGAGCGCAGGAGAGAAGCUAGAAAUGAAGAAAGAAGGUAUAAGACAGAGAGAAGAUCGGAAAUGGGUGACCAGGGGAGGGACUUCGGUCGGCCUAGAGAGACAUAUAGCGAUAGACAAACAGAUGAGCGACGAAGUCGAGCCAAAGAAGACGACAGAAACUUUGCUGGUCGCAAUGACAUGAGGAGAGACAAGGAUUUCCAAGACAGAAGCGGACGCGAUGCUCCCAGAAAGGGGGAGAAGCCAAGACCUGACUACGAAGGCAAAGUGGUGAAGAGGCCGUCACCUCAGAGACGAGAUGACAUGGAUAGAAGGGAUCGGGAAAGAAGGCACAGAGAUACAAGGAGUGAUGGCGACAGUGAUGAGAGGAGGGAGCGAGUAAGAGAUAAAGAACGGAUUUACCAGCACAGCAGAAGUGAAGGGGACAGUGACUAUAAAACAUCGCGAAAGCCUGAUUAUGAGAGGCCAAGAUAUAGAGAAGAAGACGGGCUGGGGAGGGAAGACAGACGGAGGGAUGGAGACAAGAGGAGUGAAAGAAGCAGGGAGGAGGACAGGAGAAGGGAAAGACAGGAAUAUGGACGAACUGAGCGCGUUCGAAGGGAUGAGAGAGGGGACAGAAGAGAGGCUGACACAUACAAAGUCCAGAGGCAAGACAGGGAAGCGCAAGCUCGAGACUCUGAUCCAAGAUGGGGAAAUCAGUCCGGGAGAGUUCAGGAACAAGGUCCGAGGGUCCCACCGAGGGCUCAGAGCAGCAGUGAGUGGAGCAGUGACAUGGAUAGUGACAUCAGGUUCAGACAGGGGAGGGACAGUUAUGAUGAAAGUCCAGAGAGAGCCGUAGAAAGAGGCCAAGAGCAGCAACGGAGGAGAGAGAUACCAGCAGGAGAGAGGCGAGAUGCACCGGGCAAUGUGAAUGAGCAGCGGAGGAUGUGGUUAGAACCUAAGAGGGACAAAAUGGAGAAAGAAGAUUCGCGAUUUAGAGACAGAGAAAGGCAGGAAGAGAGCAUGCUAGAGGGGGGUAAUCAACAGCAAGUCAACAAAGAACCAGAUGAGAGUGAUAAAGCUAGAGACACAGGUAGGGAAAGGAGGGCGAGAGGAAGCCAGACACAGGGUGUCAGUGUUGAUGGGGAGGAUGUGGAGGAGUUCUGCAGAGAGUUGGACAGCAGAGAGCAUCAUUCGGGCAGUGAUGCAGGGAUGGAGGGAAGUCAAGAGCAGAUUGAUAACUCAAAAGAAAGUGACAGAGAAGAGGGUGGAAGUGAUUACUGGCCACGGUCUGAGAGUGAAGAUGGAAGUGACUCUGACUGGAGGCAAGAGCGAGACAGAACGGUUUCGGGAGAGGACGGCUUCGUGACCAUGUCCAGUGGAGGAGAUGGAGAAGAUGAAAAGGAGGAGGAGGAGGAGUUUGUCGACUGCCGAGACUCCUGGAACAGUAGAGAUGAUUCCCCUUCUUCUGCUGGUGACCAGAGAGCUGCCCAGAUGGACGAGGGUGUAGAGAGGGACAGUCGCGAGAAUAAGCAGAAAUAUAUCUUCUGUGUUAUCGGCCAAACACUGCCACGAUCAAAAUCUGGUCAGACCGAUUUGGAAAAUCCAGGAACAGAUACUGACUACAACAUGUCUUCAGAGCCUUCUGAGGACACAAGUGACAGACAAAAGCAAGACGCAAACCCCCAUGCUGAAAUUGGUUCCAUGAAAAGAGACUCACAGACAGAGAGACUCCUGAUAGAGUGGAGGGAGAAGAACAUGGAGGCCCUUCCACCGAACCCUUACUCUGACUCUGAGCUGAACUUUGAGCAAAUACUUCCUGCCUUAGAAGGGAUUGAUAUUGAGGCCAUGAGUCCAGAAGAAAAAGAGGCCAUCAGGAUCAGAAUGAGUGGUGCGUGGAGCUUGUCUGAAGAGCCCAAACGUCAUUCCCAAGCCCCUCACCUUAAGUGGGCCAAAGAUGUGAUAAAGGAGAUUCUUGGGAAGUCUGAGGAGAAGACAGAGGAUCCCAACGCAGACUCAGAAGCGAGCAAUCGAUCUGAGCAAGGCAUGACCUCAGAGUCUAGUGCGGACAAGGCGGAAUUAGGGCCAGAGGACAGCCACUCUUUAUCUGAUGAUCUGCAAGAAGAGCUGGAGGACGAGGAAUUGCUGGAGUUGGAGGGAUUGAGAGGUAUGGGUCAGAGCCUAGAAGACAUGCAUGGUAGCCAAGUCCAGGCCAUGCAUGGUGAGCGGUUCGGAGAUGUGCGCGCAGACACACCCGGGUAUUCUAAUGAUGACACACUCCCAGACAGAGGAACACCAGAGGUUCAGGUUCCUGCAACAACUGAACCUUCUAGCCAUCAGGAUUUGGUGAAAGUGGAUAUAGAGGUGACAGAUAGCGAUGAGGUCAAAUCCUUUGACGAGAAAGAGAACGGCAGGCAGAAAGAGGUGGAAAUGUAUUUAUCCGUGAGCAGCACAUUGUAUAAGCCUAAUAGCUGCCCCAUUCUUAAUUACGAGUCAGAGUUCUCAGGUGACGAGUCGAGAGUCGAAGAAGAGCAGGAGGAAUCAGAGGAGGAGCCGGUGGUGGAGAGUGACCUUGGUUUAGAAGAUGGCACUGAGCUUGAUGGUGGAGAGAACACAGAGCAGGAGGGGGAGGCUAUGACAAGGAGCCACUUCAGUUUCCGUGAUCUAGGUCCUGAAGCUCGGUUCAGACGGAGGGGGAUCCGUAAAACCGAACGAAGGAGUGAAUCACUUGUUGAGGAUGAAGAUGGUGUGGGAAGGGACCGCAGAACCAGAAUAUUCCUUCCAACAGAUGAUGUUGAGCCGAGCAAAAGUUGGGGAGAAGUGGAACUGAGGAAUGUUUUGGACACCAUCGGACGCAAAAAGAGAAACUCAAGGUUUUUCAACGCAGCCCAGCUCUACCAGCAGUACAGCGAAGCGGUCCAAAACUCUGAAAUUCUACGGCAAUCUCGAUCUGACGUCGUCUCCAUCAGCGAAGAAACAAGCCGUUCCCCUGCUCCGUCACCCCCUCCGGCCAACAGACCUCUCCCUCCUGUGCCGACCGCCCCACACCCCCAGUGGCUCCCCCAUCAUGGCUCUAUCAGCAGCGUUAGAAGUUUGCCUUUGCCUGAACCACCAAGAGGUGAACGCAGACCUUCAUCCCCCCGACUGUCCAUCGUCUCCAUCACGCAGUCGGCGACACUAUGGAGAGACCUGCCAGGGGUCCGGAACAGCACGGAGCUGGAGGAGAUCUCUGAAGAUCAGAGACGCCUGCAAGAGGUGAGGUUCGAGGUGGUGACCUCUGAAGCGUCCUACUGCCGCAGUCUGGACAUCGUUGUGGAGCACUUUGUCAAGUCCAAACAGCUGGCGGCGCUGUUGAGCACACAAGAUAAGAACUGGUUGUUUUCCAGAAUGGCUGACGUCCGAGCUAUCAGUCACAGUUUCCUAUCGAAGCUGGAGGAGCGCCUCGAGUCCGACAUCAUGCAUUUCAGCGUGUGUGACAUCAUCGCUCGGCACUGCAAACGCUUCAAAAUGGUCUACGUGCCGUACCUUACCAACCAGUCGUACCAGGACGCCACCUACCAGAGACUCAUGAAUGAAAACCCAGGCUUCAAGAGGAUUGUGGAGAAACUGGAGAGGAGUCCUGUCUGCCAGAGACUUCCAUUACGUUCUUUUCUGGUUCUUCCGUUCCAGAGAAUCACGAGAAUCAAGCUGCUGGUCCAGAAUAUUGUGAAAAGAACAACUCCCGGCACGCCAGAAGCCAUGCAGGCCAUUAUCGCUUUGAAGCAGCUUGAGAAGCUGAUUCAGGAGAGCAACGACAGCAUCUCCCAAAUGAAAAGCAUCGAGUCGCUGGUGAAUCUCAGUGCCAAAGUGGACUUUGAGUGCAGGACCCUUCCGCUCAUAAACCCGAACCGACGAUUGGUCCGUGAGGGUCCGGUCACAGAGCUGAUGGACUUCUCUCUAAAGGAAACUGAGAGAAUUGUUUACUUGCACCUUUUCAAUGACUACCUGCUUCUGUCACUACAAAAAGAAGGCGGGAGGUUCACCGUGAUCGACCACGCUCCGGUGUCAGAGCUGCGCGUGGAGAACUGCCGUGUCAAGCUUCACUCUCUCCAGAAGAACCUCUUCAGACUCUACAUGUCAUCCAAAAGUCUGCUGCUGAGGACAGACACACAGAGCGAUAAGCUACGGUGGAUAUCUGCACUAUCCAGACCUCACCCUGAAGUGGAUUUCUCAUGUGCACAAGAUUUCACACAGAUGCAGUGUAUCAGAGCCUUUGUUGCUCAGCAGCCUGAUGAGCUGAGUUUAGAAAAAGCUGACAUCAUCCUGGCGCACCAACAGAGCAGUGACCACUGGGUCGAAGGGACCAGGUUGUCGGACCGACACCGUGGCUGGGUACCUGAAGCACACUUAGAGACCAUCACAAACGCCAGGGUACUGAAGCGCAACCUGGCAGACGCCCUCAAACUGACCACAGCCACGGCGGAAGCAUAGAAGUGGAUGAGCAGAAAACACGCUCCAGGCACACGAGCCAGCUGUUCAAAAUAUUCAGACACACUUCCAUGCUGACAUGACCUCUUCAUUGGACACGACAGUUAGCGUCCAGUCUCAACUUUGGAAAACUUCAGUGCAAUGCUAGUAUUUCUGAGAGCUGCCUACACACAUAGAAUCACAUGACUUUUUUUUUUUUUUUUUUUUAAACACUGUAUGUAUAUUAUGUAAGUGGAAUGAUUACUGUUUUGAUUUUGGUUGUUUUGUUUUGUUUUUUUGCAACAAUGACUGUAUUUCACUGUAGCUGUGUAUAUUGAACAGAAUGUUAAAGAUGAGCUUAUGACACGAAUUGUUGCAUAGUAAGUUGUACUUGUACAGAAGAAAAAUAAUGUGCUACGAUUUCAAUAAAUUCUUCA